AGAGCAAAGAUGAGUUUGCGGAUAGUGAUUGAUGAUCGUGAACUAGCCUCGCGUUUGGCAGAGAUGGGAUACGAGAAUCUUCCGCCUGAACUCCUGAGGGCAUUGAAGAAAGAUAUAAAGAAGCUGGUCAAGCACGACAUCACCUUGGGAAAGUCAACAUCAAGAGAACUCAGUCCUGCGGUGGCGCCACAGUAUGUCUCGUCAUCUUCAUCAUCUGAAGCCUCAUCCACUUCCGUUCAACGGCCGCGAGUGACAGAAGCCACUGUUCAGACAGAACGAAUAUUUCACCACAGCUCAUCGGACGCCUCGUUGAGCUCGACGACUCCCUCAGAAGCUUGCAUCCGAGCCCAGUUGGCGGGUCUGGCCCCGCUAACCUGGCCACGUCACUGUUGUACCCGAGACGACGAUGAUGAUUUCGACUCAGUUUCUCCGCCGAAGAUGAAGAGAAGUUCAUCUGCCCCCACGUUCCGCGUCGCGAAGGCGAAAAAGCUGCAGAAAAAUGAUCCGGUGUCUUUGUACCACAAUUACCGGAAGGAUUGGGACAAGUUCAACAUCCCUGGAGCGAAAGGAGCUGGGAAGAAGUUCAACUGACGAAUGCGAGACAGAAGAACAAAAUUGAACCAUGCGGAGUGUUUUUUUGUGAUAGCGAUAUGUGUUGACCAUGUUUAAAUUUACACGUUUUUUUUUUCAAACUUCUGAAGACUUCUCUUGAAUUUUAAUUUUUUUUCCACUUCGAUGACCUUUUUUUUCGUUUCCACUGCAUAGGUGUCGCCUGAAUCUGUUCUCGGUUUGAUUCGUUUAAAUACUUCAAUGGAUUGUAAGUACAAAUAUUCCAGCUGUAUGAUAAUGGCUGUCUUGCUUGGUAUUCUGAAAUAAUGAAUUAAACUUCGGGUACAGCUUAGAGUUAGGGUACCUUUGUCUGUGAAUCAGGCGACAUCUGUGGGACAUGUCAGGAAACAAACUCGGGU
Molecule: messenger RNA, 968 nt
Organism: Notodromas monacha
Lineage: Eukaryota; Metazoa; Arthropoda; Ostracoda; Podocopida; Cyprididae
Source: the annotation of a GenBank genome assembly